Messenger RNA from Jaminaea rosea, 1900 nucleotides. Its product is annotated as glycoside hydrolase. The record is from RefSeq and is a predicted model, not a curated record. The transcript has 4 exons. Bases 1 to 1758 code for a protein of 585 amino acids. Gene Ontology annotation, molecular function: glucosylceramidase activity. Lineage: Eukaryota; Fungi; Basidiomycota; Exobasidiomycetes; Microstromatales. Gene Ontology annotation, biological process: glucosylceramide catabolic process.
AUGCUCUCCGUCAAGUGGACAAGCCUCUUGUCCGUUCUUCUAGUCGCAGCGGCGCUCGCUGACCCAGCUGCAUCUAGCCUCGUCAAGCGUGCCAAGAAGAUCGAUGCCGGCGGCGAUACGAAGGCUGCUGCGGGCACCCAGAUUGUCUUGGACACCAUCUUCAGCACGGCAUGGAAUUACAGCACCGGUGACUUUCCCGAGAAAUCGAUCAACCUGACCAACGGCGACGCCAUCAUCGGCAUCGAUGUGCACGACAAUCGAGCCCUGCAGCAGAUGAUCGGCGCUGGCUGCGGCAUAACCGACUCUGCCUCGAUUGCGCUACAAGCCGUCAAGCAGGCAAACCGGGACCAGUACGACGAGCUGAUGCGCACUUUCUUCGACCAAUCGCCCGAGUGGGCCAUCGAAAAGGGAGGCGCAGGCCUCAACAUCGUCCGCUCCCCCAUCGGCGCGAGCGAUUUCGCAACGUCCGUCUACUCGUACGAUGACACGGCUGACGACUCGCCCGACACGAGCCUCUCCCUGUUUACAAUCGACCGCGCACCCAAGAUGUGGCAGACACACAUGGACAUCCAGAAGAUCAACGCCCGCGUCAAGCGCAUGUGGGCGCCCUGGAGUCCUCCCGACUGGAUGAAGUACAAUGGCACCGUAGGCUCAGGUCAGAUGAUCGGCGGGCAGCUACAGCCAAAGUACUACGACGUCUACGCCAAGUACUUAGCUAGGUCGAUGCAGGCCAUCAAGCAGAAGCUGGGCAGCUCGCCCUGGCAACUCAGCAUCCAGAAUGAGCCCAUGUACCUGCCCGACAAGUACCCAGGCAACAAGAUCAACGCGACGGACGCGGCGACCAUUGGCGGGUACACGCGCCAGUAUCUCGACGCCUACGGCCUGAAAGACGUAACUCUCACGGCCUACGACCAUAAUUGGGACCACGCCGAGUAUCCGACGAAGGUCUUCGAUUCGACCAAGGCCUUCGACUCCGUCUCGUGGCACUGCUACGGUGGGGACCCGUCUGCGCAGGACGACUUCAACAAGGCCUUUCCCGGUCGCACGACAAUUAUGAGCGAGUGUACGCGCAUUACGCAGAAUAACGAGGAGCCGUGGAGUAAUCUGCGCAAGUCGGCUUCGCAGUUCUUGACCGAGGCGAUUGAGCAUGGCACGCAGGCGGUGGUGCUCUGGAAUUGUGCUUUGACUGUUGAUGAGAAUGGGUUUACUACGCCCCACCUACCCAACGUCUGCUCCAACUGCGCUGCUCCUGCCCUGCUUCCACAGGCUAUGACGGGCAACGCCAAGAUCCAGUCCCAAACUCAGCCUCCUAGCCGGCGUAGCGGCGUGACGACGGACAAGUCCAAAGCCUCGGGCAAAGGGCCCUUUGGCACCCACAUCCUCCCCGCCUACGUGCCCCCUGGCGGCCCCAUCGACACGCACGGAAAGUUCCGCCUCACCUCUGACUUCUCCGUUCUCGCCCACCUCAGUCGUGCCAUCCGCCCGCGUAAUCGCGAGGAGCAGUGGGCCGUCCGUGUGGGUGCCUCGACGACGGAGGAGGCCAACGACUUCCCCGACGGGGAGCGAAUCAAGGUGCAGGCGUACCGUACGUCUAUUGGGUCGGAUGGGAAGAGGAGGUGGUCGCUUACCCUGCUGCAGAAGCAUGACCAUUUCCUCUCGGGAGUGUACAAUGAUGUGACGGCUACGAUCAAGUUCAGGGGGAUGGUCGCGAAUGUUACGUUGCCUGUUGGGCUGCACACGUUGACGUGGGUUGCUUGACGGGGGGCAUGACGUGACUCAUUGCGAUGCUGUCGUGCUUCUCUGCUGCUGUCAUUCUUGUGUCUCGAUAAUCAGAACACUACCUUUGUGUGUCUACGCGCGUCGUAGUCGCCAACCGCAUCGAUGUGUGUUGGAAUGAGCG